Cordyceps militaris CM01 is the source of this 1581-nucleotide messenger RNA. RefSeq names its product L-kynurenine/alpha-aminoadipate aminotransferase, putative. Gene Ontology annotation, molecular function: pyridoxal phosphate binding; L-2-aminoadipate:2-oxoglutarate transaminase activity; aromatic-amino-acid:2-oxoglutarate transaminase activity. Lineage: Eukaryota; Fungi; Ascomycota; Sordariomycetes; Hypocreales; Cordycipitaceae. The record is from RefSeq and is a predicted model, not a curated record. Gene Ontology annotation, biological process: L-tyrosine biosynthetic process; aromatic amino acid catabolic process. The transcript has 4 exons. Bases 1 to 1581 code for a protein of 526 amino acids.
AUGCAGUCUGAUCGAGUCCCGGCCUCGACAAUUAUUGCCGAGAUCCAGAAGCGCCGUGCCGAUGCUGGUAAGCUCGUGGCCGGCGUUGCUGCCGCGUCCAACAGUGACAUGUUUAAAGGCCCGCUGACUCGCGAGAAGCAAGAUGGAAAACCAAAAGCAAAACGAUGGGAUCACCAUCUCACCGAAGAAAGCCUACGGCGCCAGCCCUGCGCGCUCAAGCAAGCCGCGCAGUUUCUCAAAAAGCCCGGGCUGAUCUCGCUCGGCAGCGGGCUUCCCUCGAGCCAGGUGUUCCCGUUCGCCGAGCUCUCCAUGAAGGUGCCCGUGGCGCCGGGGUUCUCGGAGCAGGCGACGGCGCGGAGCGGGGUGCAGGCGACGAUUGGCAAGUACGACGUGCGGGAGGGGGCGUCCGAGUACGACCUGUCGGUGGCGCUCAACUACGGACAGGCGACGGGCUCGGCCCAGAUGAUGCGGUUCCUGACCGAGCACACCGAGAUUGUCAGCCGGCCGCCGUACGCCGACUGGGCCGUGUGCCAGACGAUUGGCAACACGGGCGCGCUCGAGCAGGCCGCGCGCAUGCUGUGCGACAAGGGCCGGCGCGACGCCGUGCUGACCGAGGCCUUUGGCUUCUCCACCGCCAUGGAGACGCUGGAGCCGCUCGGCGUCGGCGUCUUCGGGACGCCCGUCGACGGCGAGGGCAUCGUCGCCGAGGCCAUGGACGCGCUGCUCAGCGCGUGGGACGACGCCGCGCGCGGCGGCUUCCGCCGCCCGCACGUCCUGUACACGGUGCCGUCCGGGCAGAACCCGACGGGCGCGACGCAGAGCGCGGCGCGGCGGCGCGCCAUCUACACCGUGGCGCGCAAGCACGACCUCAUCGUCAUCGAGGACGAGCCGUACUACUUUCUGCAGAUGGAGCCGUACGGGGAGGCGCCGCAGGGGCGCGCGCCGCCGGCGACGGUGGACGAGUUCGUGGCGGGCCUCGUGCCGUCGUACGUCAGCCUCGACGUCGACGGCCGGGUGAUGCGGCUCGACUCCUUCUCCAAGGUGCUGGCGCCGGGCGCGCGGCUUGGCUGGGUCGUCGCCUCGCAGCAAAUCAUCGAGCGCUACCAGCGCCACGCCGAGGUCGCGUCCCAGGGCCCCAGCGGCUUCUCCCAGGUCAUCCUGCACAAGCUGCUCGACCAGACCUGGGGCCACGCCGGCUACCUCGAGUGGCUGAUGAGUCUGCGCGUCGAGUACACGCAGAAGCGCAACGCCCUGCUGGCCGCCUGCGAGAAGCACCUCCCGCAGGACAUUGUGAGCUGGACGCCGCCGGCCGCCGGCAUGUUUAUUUGGCUUACUGUAGACCACACGAAACAUCCUGAUCACGGCAAACGCAGUCUCGAGGAGAUUGAGCAGGAGAUUUUCGACGCUUGCAUCGAGGGAGGCGUGCUCGUGGCCCGCGGCUCCUGGUUCCGCGCCGAACAGCACGUACCGCUGUCGGGCCUCUACUUCCGUGUCACUUACGCCACGGCCAGCGUCGAGGAUAUGGACUUGGCCACGUCACGCUUCGGUGAUGCGGUUCGUAGCAGCUUCAAAUCUGGAUAG